GGCUUCAUUGCGAGAACUUUUUUUUUGCCGUUCAGAAGAGCGAUCACGGCGUCAAGCACCCAACAAUCAACAAUGGCCAAGGGCAAGAGCAAGACUCGGCCCCAGUCGACAUCGCUCCUGUCGGCGCCAGCAGAUGUCACUAGUACCUCUACGUCCAACGUGGUCUCUAGCUUCUCGCCUGAUGGGAGGCUUUUUGCCUUCUUGACGCAGGCCAUCGACCGGCAUCGGUUGCGCAUCUACACAUCGGCAGAAGGAUCAGGCGCGGGGUCCGACGCAUCUCUACUGGUUGACUAUGUGCUCCCUGAGGCCCGAUGCGAGUGCAUCAGCUGGGGAAAGCUUCCUGGCUCGAGCAAAGGGCAUAAGGACGACGAAACGAGCAAGCGAAGAAGAAAGAGCAAGGGCGACCUCUCUUCGUCGGACGUGAACGGCAGCAGCAGCAGUGGCAGCUCUUCGCAGGUGGUCCUUGCGCUCGGUCUAUCGACGGGCGCAAUUCACCUCUUCUCUCCGACACAAGGACGAGUGAUCAGGAUUCUCCACGACGAAGCCAUCUCGGCCUCGUCUGCUACCUCCUCGUCGAUCACCUCUGUCGACUUUGAUUCCGACUUGGGCCUCGUCGUGGGCUGCGCUGCCGAUGGCCAGAUUCGGACCUGGAACUUGACAGAGUUGCUCGCGGACAAGGCCAACGCCCCCGUCGACAGGAUCCGACCAGACGCCUCGACACCGGUACGGACGCUGGCCUUUCUCUCGACUCGAAAGCUGGCCGUGGCGCACCACUCUAUCCAGGUGCUUUCUGGCCCGGACAGCAAAAAAGCAGCGCUAGCCUCAUUUACUGGGCAUGCUUCCAACAUCACUCACCUUGUCUCCAUUCCUGGAGAUGCGCCGAGAUUUGUUAGCGCUGCGGACGGUGAUCGCAUCGUCAAUGUAUGGGGAAUGCCGCCCCAAGGGCAGAAGGAGGCGCGACCCAUUGCGACAUUAGCUCUCGACUCGACGGUUCGGCAGCUUGCUGCUUACCCGUCGUCAUCUGUCGAUGCAGUUCUUGUCGUGGUGACGAGCACUGGGGCACUAAGACUGUACGACAUUCCCGCUUCGUUGGGCGAGCAGGCCAGCAACGGCUCGGCGGCAGGCGCUCGACCGCGGAAGAGCGCGGCGGGUGUGUCGACACUUCGUAAGCUGUCCGAGAUCAGGCUCCUGGCCCGAAAAGACGAUCAGGAGAGCUUCCCCAUCCUUGACGCCUCCUUUAGCAGCGUAGAGGAGGGUAAAUUGUCGAUUGCGAGGGUCAUCAAGGGCGCAAAGGUGUCCCUUCUCACCACUUUGUGCAAAGAUCCGACGACAGGAACUUUCCUUCCUCAGGUCGAUGUGCUGAGGCAAGCUGGGACAGGAAAUUUGGCAAACUUCGAUGAUGGCUCCCAAACGAUCCAGGGUGGCGGAGCGCAGGCUAUGCAAAAAUACGCUGAGCCCGAGGUCUCUUCUUCAGCUUCGAGGAAACGCGCAGCUCAAGGUUCGUCCGUCAUCAGUGGCAAUGGAAUGCUCGCCGAGGCGGCCGCUUCGACGACGGCAGAUGAUCAGGCAAAUCUUGAUGCAAAUCUUGAGGAUCUCGAGGGUCCUACGCUGGGAUCCAGGCUCAAGGGCCUCGACAGUCGAAGAGUGAACGGCACGUCCAAACCGUCUCGUGGUAGCGACGAAGAAGAUGAGGAAGACAGAGACAGCGACGAAGAAGAUGACGCUGAGCUUCAACGCCGCGCGCCUCUCCCUCAGGGCUCGCUGUCUCUGGCCCAGACGCUCGUCCAGGCCCUGCAUUCGUCCGAUUCGUCGCUCUUGUCAUCCUGCCUGGCGCACUCGGACCCCAAUGUGAUCCGACAGACGGUGCGGAGGAUUUCUGGCCCGCUCGCUGUUCGACUGCUCGAGAAUUGUGUCGAUCGGAUGUCGGCGGGAGGAAAGAAGAGCAAGGGAGCGCUGGCGGCAUCGAACUCUAGGGGCAUCAUUGAAUGGGUCCGGGCAACGCUGACGGCGCACACCAGCUAUCUUAUGUCUCUUCCGGACCUCGUCCAUCGACUUGCACAGCUGCACUCGAUGCUAUCGCAUCGUCUCUCGUCGCACGAGCGGCUUCUUCUCCUGCACGGCCGUCUCGAACUGGUCCUCUCUCAGAUUGAGAUGCGGACGGCCUAUGCAGCGGAACAGCGCGUGGCGCAAGGCACCGCCAAGAGCAUCUCGGGCGUCAAGACCAAAGGUCGAGGCACCGCUGCUGCUGCGCCCGCUGCGGCCGAGAAGCGGAAGGAGAGGAGAUGGGUCGAAGCAAGCGAAGACGAGGAUGAAGAUGAGGAUGAGGACAUGGAUGAAGAUGACGUUGCCGAAGGCGACGAGGUCGAUGUGGCCAGAGAAGAGGGCAGCGACGACGGUGACGAUGGCGAGAUUCAGGACAUUGGGCUCGGCAUGGGCGACGAGACGGGCGUAACGAGCCUCGACUCGGCAGACGAAGAAGAAGAAGACAACAACGAGGACGACGAUGAAGAGAUGGACGACGCUGAGGAAGAGGACGAGAGCGAGCUGGAAGAAGAUAGCGACGAGGACGAGGAGGAUGAGGAAGACAGCGAUGAUGAGAGGAGUAGCGGGCUGAAGGCAAAGUCCAAGGGUCUCGUCGAUGACGAAGCGGAGGAGAGCGAUGAUGAUGACGAGGAUUCAGAAGAGGAGGAAGGCUGAGGGUUGAAUGCCAAGCGUUUAUCUCCUUUAUAUCGCAAAAGUUGUCUCACCAAACACCACAUUCACCAGUCCGGAGCAAGAACCGCAUGUUGUCUCCAUCUACUUUAAAGAUAAUUCUUUGAUCAUCAUCAAGCUGCGACGACUGAUCGUGAUUAUUCUCCUCAAUGUGCUUUACAACAC
Acaromyces ingoldii is the source of this 2877-nucleotide messenger RNA. Its product is annotated as NUC189-domain-containing protein. Gene Ontology annotation, cellular component: nucleolus. Bases 73 to 2697 code for a protein of 874 amino acids. Lineage: Eukaryota; Fungi; Basidiomycota; Exobasidiomycetes; Exobasidiales; Cryptobasidiaceae. The record is from RefSeq and is a predicted model, not a curated record. Gene Ontology annotation, biological process: maturation of SSU-rRNA from tricistronic rRNA transcript (SSU-rRNA, 5.8S rRNA, LSU-rRNA). Gene Ontology annotation, molecular function: protein binding. The transcript is spliced from 2 exons.